AUGUCGUGGCUCAGCGCGCUGACCGGGAUGCAGCCGCGCCGCGUGAGCGACCGCUACGCGCUGCCCAAGCCCACGUGGCGCCAAAAGGUGCAGCACUACGCGCCGAUCUUCCGCUGGCUGCCCAACUACAGCGUGCAGCGCGACCUCAAGUUCGACAUCGUGGCCGGCGUCACCGUCGCCAUGAUGCUGAUCCCGCAGGAGGUGUCGCUCUCCACCAUCAUGCACGUGCCGGCCCACCACGGGCUCUACACGGCCGCCACGGCGCCGCUCAUCUACGCCAUCUUCGGCUCCAGCACGGUGCUGUCCGUGGCCAGCGGCUCCGAGGUGUCGCUGCUGGUCGGCAGCACGCUCGAGGACAUCGAGGACCAGGACGAGCGCGUGGCCACGGGCAUCCUCAUGGCCUUCCUCAGCGGCUGCAUCCUGCUGCUGGUGCGCAUCCUCAACCUGAGCCAGAUCGCCGACUUCUUCUCGCGCCCCGUCAUGGGCGGCUUCAUCUCGGCCGGCGGCCUGCUCAUCAUGCUCUCGCAGGUCUCCAACGCGCUGGGCAUCAAGUUCAAGUCGCAGGACUACCCGCCCGCCACGGUCUACCAGAUCUUCAACCACAUUGGCGACACCAACCUGAACGCCUUCGCGGUGGCUGCCGUGUCCAUUGUGUACUUGUUCUCAGUCAAGAUCAUCAAGAAGCGCUUCUUCCCGUCGCCCGUGCUCAUGCAGCUGUUCGAGAGCGACACCCCCGUCACCAAGGAGCAGGGCAAGCCUGAGGAGGAGGAGCGGUUCCACCAGCCCCAGAAGAACUCGGGCCACGGCUUCUCGCUCACGGACCAGCAGUACAACGCCUACCACGCGCAGACCACGCCGCAGGAGGAGCGCGAGUCCCUGACGGACGCUGGCAAGAACGGACUGACCUUGGAGCAGCCCAAGUCCCAGGGCGCGUUGGUGACCAUCUUCCUCAUGCGCACGCUGUGUGAUCUGGGUCCCCUGGUCGUCUGCAUCUUCGGAGGCAUCGUCGGCUACGCGCUGGGCCCGUCGCACCUGAAGCUGACGGGAGACAUCCCUGGCGGCUUCCCGGAGCCCAAGGUGCCCUGGUACGGCUUCACCUCGCACCUGAUCGACGGCGACCGCUUCGGCACGAUCCUGUACCACGCGCUCACGGUGUCGGUGGUCGUCUUCCUGUCGAGUAUCGCCAUGGCCAAGCGUCUGGCCAUCCAGCGCGGCGAGGACAUCAACACAGAGCAGGAGCUGACGGGCAUCGGCAUUGCCAGCGUCGUGUGCGGCUUCUUCCAGGCCAUGCCCCCCACGGGCGGUAUGUCUCGCACGGCCGUCAACCUGCAGAACGCGCACACUCAGUUGGCGUCGAUCAUCACCUGUCUGAUCGUGGUGCUGGCGCUGUACACGCUCACGGGCACGCUCUACUACCUGCCGAGCGCCACGCUGGCGUCGAUCAUCAUCGUGGCGGGCUGGUCCCUGGUCGAGUUCCGCGAGGCCAAGUGGCUGUUCCGCGUCAAGCGCGACGAGUUCUUCGUGUGGUCGGCGUCCUUCGUGCUCACGCUGGGGCUGGGCGUGCUCAACGGCCUCAUCGCCUCCAUUAUCUGCUCCAUCCUGGCGCUCAUGUGGAAGUCCAAGGUGCAGCCCGUGGCCAUCCUCGGCGAGCUGGACAACGGCCGCUUCGUCGACCGCGAGAACUUCCCCGAGGCCAACCACCUGGGCGACAUCAUCGCCAUCCGCGUCGAGAGCUCGCUCUACUUCGCCAACUGCGAGCGCGUGGCCCAGUUCGUCGAGCGCGAGAUGGUGCGCCUGCAGACGCUGGGCAUCACCACGCGCGGCGUCGUGCUGGACACGUUCCACAUGAACGACAUGGAUGCCACCACCAUCCAGGUGCUGUCCGACACGCAGGAGAAGCUGGCGGUGCGCAAGGUGCGCUUCGCCAUCGCCAACGCCAAGAGCCGACUGUACGACAUGUUGGCGGCCACGAACCUGCUCAAGCGCAUCCUGGCCAACGACCCCACCAUUUCCGUGGAGGAGGCGGUGACCAUGAUGCGCGACCUGCCGCCUCUGGCGGACAAGUCCUCAGCGGCUGCGUCUGGCACGUCCACGGCCAGCAACCCGGUGUAA
Messenger RNA from Phytophthora sojae, 2112 nucleotides. RefSeq lists its product as hypothetical. The record is from RefSeq and is a predicted model, not a curated record. The transcript has a single exon. Lineage: Eukaryota; Oomycota; Peronosporomycetes; Peronosporales; Peronosporaceae. Gene Ontology annotation, cellular component: membrane. Gene Ontology annotation, biological process: transmembrane transport. The coding region runs from base 1 to 2112 and encodes 703 amino acids.